Molecule: messenger RNA, 198 nt
Organism: Clunio marinus
Lineage: Eukaryota; Metazoa; Arthropoda; Insecta; Diptera; Chironomidae
Source: the annotation of a GenBank genome assembly
AUGUUUAAGGUUUUCAUUUCUAACAUCAAUGAUGAUGAGAAAAGAAAAUUCUCAGCUUUUCUUUUAAGAUUACUCUCCGGCACGGACUUCCUUCCUGAUUUUAGCCAAGCUAUCACUUUUUCAGAUCAUGUCAAGCACAAACUCGUGACAAAGCCACUGCCACAUUGUGUAGAAUCAAAAGAGAAGUUUCAUGUCUGA